GUGAAAGCGAGAGCCUUUUGCUUUGCUCUGGCAGUUGAGCCCUCCAUGAUUGACUUGCUAAUCCGACGACGACGACGAGCGAGCGCAUUAACAACGGGAAUAGAUUCCCUGCCUCCGGAUAUGAUUAUCGCCGUGUCCCCAGCGGUCGACAACAAGCGAGCAUAGAUUAUUAGUAAUCGCGAUUAGGAGGAGCUAAAAACUAAACAACUUCCCACAGGCGCGGCAGACGCAGAGGGCAGAGCACACUCGCCGUCGCCGUCGCCGUCGCCAUGCCUGCCCCUAUCAGCGUCUAUUCCUCCUCGUCCUCCUGCUCUUUAACUACCCUGGUACGACGGGUCGGGAUGCGGAGCGGAUAACGCGCGUCGGCCGUGCAGGCAGGCAGGCAGCCAAGGAGGCGAAGCGGCCGCCGUGCCGAGGAAACAGACGCCCAGCCACCCAGACGGCCGCGCCGGUUCUGAGAUGCUGGAGCGAUGUCAGAUUCCAAGGGCGGCGCCGGCGGCAUGGGCAUGAACAUGGUGACCACGGUGAUGGCCUUCUCGGUCAGCGCCUUCUUCGUGCUCUUCGUCUUCACCAGGCUGCUCUGCGCGCGCCUCCACCUGUCCAGGGCCGCCGCCGCCGCCCAGGGCUACAACGUGGAGCGCGGGACCCACGGCCUGGAGCCGUCCGUGGUGACGACCUUCCCCACCGUCAAGCUCGGCGACGGCGGCCAGCAACCGCCGCCGGUGCAGGAGGAAUCGCAGUGCACCGUGUGCCUGGAGGAGUACGAGGCCAAGGACGUGGUGCGCGUGCUGCCCGCCUGCGGCCACGCCUUCCACGCGACCUGCAUCGACGCCUGGCUGAGGCAGCACCCCACCUGCCCCGUCUGCCGCGCCUCCCUGCGCGCCAGGAACGGCUGCCGCGCCACGCCGGUCGACUACAGCCUCCUCGUCGCCGGCGCCGACGCCGCAGCCACCGUCCAGCAUGUUCCCGCGUCCUCGUCCGGCGCGUCACCGCAGGCAGUCGGACGCCAGCGACAGACCGACGACACUGGGCGGGCGGAUGGCUUGCUGGAGAUCGUCUCCGAAGAGCCCGCCUCCUCGCGAGAUCCGAGCCCUGCUGUUGCUGCUGCUGGUGGUAACCAUUCUCUCUGCGCCGCUGACGCGGAGAGGCAGAGCGGCGAAGGCAGCGCCGGCGCGUCCGAACAUUGAUAGCUAGUGCGUGCAUGCUUGCUGACACACACGCUUGGGAACUUAGGUUGGGACGGAACUCUUGUGAAUUGAGAUUGUGUCUAGAGAGGAGGGGGGGGGGGGGGGGGGGGGGGGGGGAUUCGAUCUGGUUUUACUUUUCUCAGGAUUCAUUCUGAUUCCGUAAAGCUCAUUGCGCUUGCCUGUACAGUCUUAGUUGAAUUAAUUAAUGGAUGCACGUGCUUGUGAUCCA
Zea mays is the source of this 1416-nucleotide messenger RNA. RefSeq names its product putative RING-H2 finger protein ATL36. The record is from RefSeq and is a predicted model, not a curated record. The transcript has 4 exons. Lineage: Eukaryota; Viridiplantae; Streptophyta; Magnoliopsida; Poales; Poaceae. The coding region runs from base 471 to 1187 and encodes 238 amino acids.